AGGAGUCGAUAUGCUGUGAAUAGCUCUGGUGAUACCACAGAAGAUCAAGAUGGGGACUCCAGAGACCAAUGUCCUCUAACUGAUGAGCAAUUGGUUUCGGGGUUUUCAGAUGUCAUCCUGGCAACAAUUUUGGCUACCAAGUCAGAUAUGUGUGGCAAAAAGUUUGAACUGAAGAUCGAUAAUGUUCGCUUUGUUGGGCAUCCCACGUUGCUUCAGCAUGCCCUUGGGCAGGUAUCCAAAACUGAUCCCUCACCAAAGAGAGAGAUGCCCACUAUGAUUCUCUUCAACGUGGUGUUUGCACUAAGGGCCAAUGCAGAUCCAUCCGUGAUAAACUGCUUACACAACCUCUCCCGAAGAAUCGCCAUAGUCUUGCAGCAUGAGGAGCGCCGCUGCCAAUACCUGACCAGGGAGGCCAAGCUGAUCUUAGCUAUUCAGGAUGAAGUCUCUGCCAUGUCAGAAACCACUGAAGGGCCACAGUCACCUUUUCAUCACAUCCUACCCAAGUGCAAACUGGCCAGAGAUCUCAAAGAGACAUAUGACAGUCUCUGCACAACAGGGGUGGUCCGUUUACAUAUCAACAACUGGCUGGAAGUGAGUUUCUGCCUGCCGCAUAAAAUCCAUUAUGUUGCCACAAACUUUAUACCCCCUGAAGCAAUUGAGAGAAGCCUGAAAUCUAUCAGGCCUUACCAUGCCUUAUUGCUUUUAAAUGAUGAGAAGUCAUUGCUUAAUGAGCUCCCGCUGGACUGCUCUCCUGCCCUGGUGAGAGUAAUUAAAACUACCUCUGCUGUGAAGAAUUUGCAGCAACUGGCUCAAGACGCUGACUUGGCAUUGCUGCAGGUUUUCCAGCUUGCUGCACAUCUCGUUUACUGGGGAAAAGCAAUUAUUAUUUAUCCACUGUGUGAAAACAAUGUCUACAUGCUUUCUCCAAACGCCAGUGUCUGUCUUUAUUCUCCAUUAGCAGAUGCGUUUUCUUGUCAGUUCCGGGGUCACAACCUGCCGUCGAUGCUUUCCAAGUUCUCCCUCCCAGUGUCACUCUCGGAGUUCAAGAAUCCGCUCGCACCGCCGGUUCAGGAGACUCAGCUCAUCCAAAUGGUGAUAUGGAUGCUCCAACACCGGCUUCUUAUUCAGCUCCACACGUACGUCUGUCUGAUGGUGCCGCCAAACGAGGAGGAUUUCCGAGCCCAAGACGAAGACAUGCCCUUUACUGCCAGAGUUGGAGGCCGAAGUUUAAGCACCCCCAACGCUCUCAGCUUUGGUUCUCCAACCAGUAGUGAUGACAUGACUCUGACAAGCCCUAGCAUGGAUAAUUCCAGCGCCGAGCUGAUACCUGGUGGGGACUCACCCCUAAAUAAAAGGAUGACGGAGAAUCUCCUAGCAAGCUUGUUGGAACAUGAGCGGGAAGCUAUCCUUAAUGUCCCUGCUGCCCAAAAUCCAGAAGAUCUUCGCAUGUUUGCAAGGCUGCUGCACUAUUUCCGAGGCCGACACCAUUUGGAGGAGAUCAUGUACAACGAGAACAUGCGUCGCUCCCAGCUCCUGAUGCUGUUUGACAAAUUCCGCAGCGUGCUGGUGGUGACCAGCCACGAGGACCCCGUCAUUUCAGUUUUUCAGUCCCUCUUAAAAUGACUUUGCUGGCAAAGGCAGGGAACCUGCUACGCUCUUGA
Messenger RNA from Pterocles gutturalis (yellow-throated sandgrouse), 1661 nucleotides. RefSeq names its product nitrogen permease regulator-like 3 (S. cerevisiae) (gene NPRL3). Gene Ontology annotation, cellular component: GATOR1 complex. The record is from RefSeq and is a predicted model, not a curated record. The coding region runs from base 148 to 1623 and encodes 491 amino acids. Lineage: Eukaryota; Metazoa; Chordata; Aves; Pterocliformes; Pteroclidae. The transcript is spliced from 13 exons. Gene Ontology annotation, biological process: positive regulation of autophagy; negative regulation of TORC1 signaling; TORC1 signaling.